GGCUAAACAAACGAGUUGGGCGGUCGAAGUUGGGACAAAUUCUGGAAUAUAUUGUCUUGGUUCGGCAUUUACACAAUUCAAACAGCGAUUGUUGUAUACGAUCAUUUAAAACAGGUUGAUGAGAACGAACAUAUAUCUCUAUGUUGUAUAGAGUUAAAUUUACAACUUUACUCAUCCAGCCUGUGGAGACGAGAAAAUCAAGUCAGCUUGAAAUUCUGAAAGGGGACACUCCAUCUAUUGGGAAAUUCGGUAAAAGAAGAUGAUUUUUGCUAAUACUGGCAACCCUUUGAGGAAUACGCAUCGUAAUAAACAGCCUCCUGUGGCCCCCUCCUCGCACCCCAUGGCUCCCCCCAGCCCCAGCACCAACAGCACCAACAACAGCAGCAGCAACAGCAGCAGCGCCGGCUGGGAGCAGCUCAGCAAGACCAACCUGUACAUCCGGGGGCUGCCCCCCAACACCACUGACGAGGACCUGGUCAAGCUCUGCCGGCCGUACGGCAAAAUCGUAUCAACAAAGGCCAUCCUGGACAAGACGACAAACAAAUGCAAAGGCUAUGGCUUUGUGGACUUCGACAGCCCAGCUGCCGCUCAGAAAGCCGUCACCGCUCUGAAGACCACUGGGGUCCAGGCCCAGAUGGCUAAGCAACAAGAGCAGGACCCGACCAAUCUGUACAUUUCCAACCUGCCGCUGUCCAUGGACGAGCAGGAGCUGGAGAACAUGCUGAAGCCCUUCGGCCAGGUCAUCUCCACGCGGAUACUCCGCGACUCCAACGGCGCCAGCCGCGGCGUGGGAUUCGCCAGGAUGGAGUCGACAGAGAAGUGCGACGCCGUGAUUAAUCACUUCAACGGGAAGUUUAUUAAAACGCCACCCGGUGUUCUGGCCCCCUCUGAGCCCUUGCUGUGCAAGUUUGCUGAUGGUGGGCAGAAAAAGAGGCAGAGCCAAAACAAAUAUGUCCAGAACGGCCGUGCGUGGGCACGAGAUGGCGAGGCCCGACUCGCUGGAAUGACUCUGACAUACGAUCCCACCACAGCUGCUAUGCAAAAUGGAUUCUACCCCCCUCCAUACAGCAUUGCGAACAGGAUGAUUGCCCAGACUGCCAUGUCUCCAUACAUCUCACCCGUGUCCACGUACCAGGUACAGAAUCCUUCCUGGGUGGCCCAUCAGCCCUACAUCAUGCAGCACCCGGGAGCGGUGAUAUCGCCCUCUAUGGACCAUUCUAUGUCACUGCAGCCCUCCUCCAUGAUGAGCCCCCUCACGCAGCAGAUGAGUCACCUCUCUCUGGGCAACACGGGAACGUUCAUGCCUGCUAACACCGCUAUGCAAGGAGCCUACAUCCCCCAGUAUGCGCACAUGGCAACCACAGCAGUCUCAGUAGAGGAAAACAGUCCACAACAACAGGUGGAGUCAUCUGGGGACCAUUCCCCAUACACUUAUCAACAAAACAAGUGAUGAUGAGAUAUGACUGCGGAUCCCAGGGGAGCGGGGUGACGGCUAAAACAAUCAUAGCUUCCUGUGAUGAACUCUGGACACAUCACCCUUUUUGCACAGGUUCAACAGUGACUCGCUUCUUUUUGUCAAACGAAACAGCCGCAACUAUUUUCACGAGUGAAAACUGUGUAUGAUUUGAAAUUCAUCAAAGGAUGCUAAUUCUGAAAAAUCUUAGGAGGAAAAAAAAGGAAAAAAAAAAUAUUUUAGUAAAGAAAGAACGUUUAUUUUUUACCAUGAAUUGUCACAUGAAUGCAAGGACUUCGAUUGGCAUGUGACUCAAUGUUUAAGAUGCAUGCGAAUAACCUUAUCUGUUGUUCAUAAUUUUUUCUAUGACUUUAAUUUUGUUCUUUCUUUUUUUUCUUUUUGUACUGAAAUAGAUUUAUGUGUGUGCGUGUGUGUUGGGAAGUGUUUUUAGCCAGACAUCCUGAAAAAAAGAUGUUUUGUGCUUGCUGUGUGAGUGUUGCUAUGGUGAAGUGUUACGUGUUUUUGCUUGUAAAAUGUUAUGUCUAGUUUUGGAAUUUGUUUUGUUUUGUUUUGUUUUUUUUGUCUUAUCAUACAAUUUGCCUUAAGAUUUUCCACACUAUAGCUGUACAGGCAACCUCUGACGCUAGGGGAGCACAGAAGAAAGCAGCUUUAAACGCUCUUGCCUUGUAGAUCAGCUGGAUAGGGCUUGUCUUAGGAUUUAGCUGAGCAAAGUCGCUGUGGUUUUGUCGUAAUUUUGCUUUCUCUCCCUGAUCUGUGUAGUGCUUUUUUUCUUAGAUUUUGAAAAUGUUUCUGAGUGCUAUGACUUCCAGGAUGUGAUGAUUUGUGUGUUUGUUGGUUUGUGUUUUUUUUAAUAGGAUGUAAUGUUAAUAUAAUCAGAGGACCUUCGGGUGCUUUGGUUGUUUGAAUGUGGUAGAAAUUCUGCUGAAUGAUCACAUUUGAAUCUUGCCUUUUCUAGAUUACUUGGUGUUGUAGAUUUAGCUUUGACUUUAACAUGUUGGGGUAGGGAUAAGGGUUAAUUUUGGUUUGGAGUCUUUUUGAGGGGAAUCAUCCUCUGUCGUUGGGCAGAAUGUUUUUUUCUUGUUGUUUUCCUUUAAGCAUUUUCAGUUGAAAUGCAAAACAAACUUGGUUGUGUGGUUGUGUAACAAAGCCUUCCAUCGCACCCUCUGCAAAUUGUUCAGUGGAGUUAAAGCUGAGAGAUGAAUAUGUAGAUUUUAGAGCAUCUAAGUUUCUUAAAUAGGAAGCUAAAAAAAAAACUUGGCACUUUCAACCGAAGUUUACUUCACCAAAGACAGUGAACUAGUAAAUAAUGGCAAAACCGUAAGAUUGGAUUCUUGUUCAUUUUUCUUCUUGUGAAAACAGGAUGUCGUACACUUUUUACUGGACUAGGUCGCAGUUUGGAGAACGUGCCUUUUUUCUACAUUUGCAUUCAGUUGUCUGUAGUUGUUCAAGAAUGGACAUGAAAACGCAUGACCGUAGGUUUGGAUCCAACAAGUGCCACGUUGAUUUCAUCACUACAGACACAAACAAAUGUAAUGAUAACAGUAAAGGAAUAAUGGCAACCAACACAGGAGAGAAGACAGUUUGAAACUAUGAAAUAAAGAGCAAAAUGAUGAAUUUGCAUUGAUACAAAAAAAGUAGUCUAUUCUAUUCAGGCAUGAUAGCAACUAAACAACAGCAACUAAAAAAGGCUUUUAAAAUUAAGUUUGUCUACCAAAAGACUGUGUUUUUUCCUCUUUUUUUUAACCUGGUGGUCGGACUGACCAGUUAUCUACCUCAGAGUUUCUUUUCCUCCUCUGUUUUGCCGGCCGGGUUAGCAGGUCCUGCCCGGUCCACCAGACCAAACGGCACGCUCAGGAGCUGGCCCAGACACAGCUGUUUCCUUUCAGGUUAUUUUUUAAAUUUUUAAUUUUUGAAUUUCUCUAUCUCUUUCUUCAAAGAUUUAAAAAAAGAAAACAUUUUUAAUGACAUAUUAUUAUCAUUAUGAGGAACAUUGUGCGUUGAACGUGUUUUUUUCUUUCUUUCUUUCUUUCUUUUUUUUAAAGUUUGUGUCUAGAGUCUAGACAUUCAGUUUCAUAGUUUCAAAAAUUAGAAUGAGGAAGAGGAGAAACAUACUGCUGCUUAAACCAUGAGAGACAUAUAUCUAUCCCAGUAGCUGAUGAAGUCCAGAAAAGAGAUUCAAAUGCCAGGAGCUAUGAGAGUUGUUGUGGUAUUGACUGCAUGCACUCCUUUACCAUCCGCGUUGCUUUGUCCAAGUCCUCCGAGACUCGCAGCAGCAUUUUCCUCUGUGGUUGGCUCGAAUUCCAGCUUCCAAAAGCAGAGGAGAACGCCACCGUGACUAUACUUGAGAUUUCUGUGUAUUGCCUGUGACUGAAAACAAGAAAACAAAACAAAAACAAAGUGACGCCGUUUGAGUUCUUGCAAGGGUUGUGCUGCUAGUAACACCUGAACCAAGUGCCAUACUGCUCCUGGGAGAGAGGCAUAAGUUGGAUAAACAAAAGCAUAUAUACAAGGAAGAGAAAUGCUCAUUAAAUUAAUCCAUCAUGUUCUAGACAGCCAUUAAGUUAUAAGAGAAAAAAGUAAUAAUUUAUGAAGCAAGACGUUUUGUACAGACUGUUUGAAGAAAUAAAAAGAUUUUCAUAGAGAUAUCUAUAUGAGAGUUAAUUUUUUAUUUUUUGUUUUACAUGUGCCACACACUUGCCAGUGGUAACUUGUAUGUCCGGUUAAAGAAAAGAAAACUUCCUCUUUACUUUUGUUUUGUAGUUUGUUAAAGCCAAAAAAAGACUUUUUCCAGUAGAUUGUUACUUAAGCUUUAUUUCUGUUCGAUUCUUUGAAAACCUUUGAAUAAAAACUUCGAUUGAAUGUGUGACGUGUU
Sardina pilchardus (European sardine) is the source of this 4346-nucleotide messenger RNA. It is a transcript of the gene rbms1b, whose product is annotated as RNA-binding motif, single-stranded-interacting protein 1. Lineage: Eukaryota; Metazoa; Chordata; Actinopteri; Clupeiformes; Clupeidae. The transcript has 14 exons. Gene Ontology annotation, molecular function: mRNA binding. The record is from RefSeq and is a predicted model, not a curated record. The coding region runs from base 260 to 1450 and encodes 396 amino acids. Gene Ontology annotation, cellular component: ribonucleoprotein complex.